AUGGCGAUGAUGAUGACUGGCCGUGUGCUGCUGGUGUGUGCCGUCUGCGUGCUGUGGUGCGGUUUAUCUGGAAUUGCGACCGACGGUGUUGGCGGUGGCGAUGGCAGUGCGGAUGAGGACUUACUGUUGCAGUGGCGUGCUUGGCUGCGGAGGGAAUGCGCGGAGGAGGUCAGCAGGAGGACAGGAGGCAGGGAGAAUGCGUCUGUUGUUGAGGAAUGCGUCCAUCAGGGGAUGGACGGUGUGCGUGCCGUUGUGGAUGGCCGUCGUCGUUGGAGACGUCAACGGAUUGUUGUUGCUGCUGCUGCUGCUGGAAACGGGGAUGUCAGCACGGACAAAGAUGGCCAGGCAAGGAAUAAAGAGGUUUCACCACCCGAAAUAAAAGAUGAAAAGCCAGUGGCUUCAGGACAAGAAUCAACAGAUGCAACAAGAGGAAAGGACCAGACGACACAGAAUACUUCAGCUGCUAUUGUGUCGCUUAAAAAACUAAUUUCUGGAAAAAAAAAACAAGAAGAAGGUGAGAGAAUGACCGAGAAAGAAGAUGGAGACAACGAAGAUGAAGAAGUGGAGGACGAAGCGAAGAUACGCGAAACAACACCGGUAGUACCACCGCCAACAGCAGCAGCAGGAGGAGGAAUAAAACCACCAUCUGGUGCUUCUGGUCCUGCUGCCCCUGGCGCCAUUCUCACUUCGCGGUCCUCUUCUGGUGUUGAUUCUUCAUCCCGCAUCGGUGACGAAGGGUCCACCGUCGGUAUUUCACCCAAUGCAGUUGGGAAGCCUUCAAGACAAGAUAAGGUACCAGAAGCAGAGGAGAGUCAACACGCCCAGCGACACGACGGAGUGGCAGCAGAUACACUCAACAACGGACCGGAACAAAACGGUUCUGCUCCAACAACGGGUCAGAAUGAAAACGAGGUCGCCACGUUGGGUGCCGGUGGUUCACGCUCUUCGAGAGAACAAAUAACGGUAAAAGGGGGUUCAGAAGCUUCCCGAACAGACGAAUCGUCAGCUGAUCCAAAUACAAAAUUACAAGAAAAUGAAAAGACUCCACUGAAACCAUCACAAGCAGCAGCGACAGAACCAAAAACUCAGCACGAAGUAUUGACGUCAGUAAAGGAGGAGACAAAGAGCAAGAGCACGGAUGCAUCAGCGAAUUUACCUGAUGCGCCCAAAAGCAGUGAAGAACAUCCUGCAUCCGCAGCCACUACAAUGCAGAGUACAUCAACUGGCAGUCAAGAAGCAGCAGCUACGCCGUCUUCAAAUAGAAUCUCUUCACUUCACGAGGAAACGACCACUGGAAAUAACAUUACUGAGAAUGCUCAACCUCCGAAGGAAACACCCGUCGAAGGCACGGCCAUGAAAACUACAACGGCGACGACUGGCGACAGUGACGGCAGCACCGCGGCCUCCCACACCACCUCCCCUCCUUUGCUUCUUCUUCUUGUUGUUGCGAGUGCGGCUGCUGCUGCGGUGGUGGCCGCGUGA
Molecule: messenger RNA, 1482 nt
Organism: Trypanosoma cruzi
Lineage: Eukaryota; Euglenozoa; Kinetoplastea; Trypanosomatida; Trypanosomatidae
Product: mucin-associated surface protein (MASP), putative
Exons: 1
Coding region: 1-1482 (493 amino acids)
Source: RefSeq, a predicted model, not a curated record